AUGCUAAAGAACGACGAAAUUGAAAAUAGAAAGUUGUAACAAGAGAAGUAAAUAUUAGAAAAUUAGCUCAAGGAAGCGAAAAUAGAUUAAUUAAAAGAGAAAGUAGGAGUAAUAGAGAGGCUUUCUUAGGUUUAUUAUGAGCUUGAUUUGAAAUCUGAAUAUAAAGACUUCCUUGAAAAAUAUGUCACUCCAUUAGGAAAUGAUUGUUUUAAUAAUAGUUCAGAAAUUAUGUUUUUUAUAGGCCUUGGUCUUUUUUAAGAAUUCAAGUUUAAAGAAUCUGAGUUAUAUAUUAAAAGGUCUUUAGAAGUAAAUCCAUUAAAUUAUAAGGCUUUAAACACACUAGCGUGUAUUAUAGUAGAGCUAAACCCCUAAUAAAAACAUUAAUAUAUAGAGAUUCUAAAAUAAGUAUUAAAGAUAAAAGAAGAUUACUAUCGAGCUCAUUUUAACAUAGCUACAGCAUAUGAAGAUAUUAAAGACUUUUAAAAUGCAGAGUAUCACUAUAAGAGAUCUAUUGAAUUAAAUCCUGAAUUAUUCAAAUUAUAUUAUACUUAUAUUUAUUUUUUACUAUCAUUUAACAAAGUCAAUGAAGCUUUGAAGAUUAUAACGUAAAUCGAAGCUAAAUUUACUCAAGAUCAGUAAGUCUAUGACAUCUACUAGCUGUACUUCUAAUGCUACUUUGAAUUAAAUUAAUUUGAGAUAUCUUACAAAUAUGCAUUAAUGUCUAUUAAAAUUGAUUCUGAGUAAUUUAGUGGUCACGUAAAUUCAGGAAAUGCUCUUUUUGGUUUAGGUUAAUUUGAGAAAGCUAUUUAAUCAAUUAAGACAGGUAUAGAAAAAAAACUUAAGGAUACUAGCAAAGGUAAAGAUUUUAUUAGGUGUAAUAUAGAAUAUUACAAUAUAGGCUUAUGCUAUUUGUAGCUUAAUCAGUUAGAUAAUGCACUUUAAAGCUUUGAGAAAUCAAUAGUUGAAGACAAAAGUUACAAUAGUUCAUAUAAGUAGAUAAUGAAGAUUUAUCUUCAAAAGCAAAAUUACACAGGCUUCCUUGAUGUAUUUGAACAAUCUAUUUUAAACACUUAAAAUAAAAAUAGAAGCUUGAUAGCAAGUUUUGUAUUAGAUCAUGGAUUUUAAAUACCUGUUUAAAGAAUUGAAAGCUUUAUGCAAAAAAUGAUAUUAAAUGGUUUAAAUAAUAACAUAAUUAUAAAUUCCAUAUAUUAUUAAAUGAAGGAUGAAACAACAAAAGUAGAUUAUUCUCUGACAAGCAAGAGAUAAAUUUACUAUUCAAUUUACAAAUUACUAAGUGAAAAAUACUUGAGAAUAUCACAAACUUUACAAAUAUUGACUUCCUAUGAGAAAAUAAUUAAAAAUAGCCUAUAAUUCUAACAAAAGUACAGUAUUUGGGAUCUUCUUAUCGACUGA
Molecule: messenger RNA, 1413 nt
Organism: Tetrahymena thermophila SB210
Lineage: Eukaryota; Ciliophora; Oligohymenophorea; Hymenostomatida; Tetrahymenidae
Product: tetratricopeptide repeat protein
Exons: 1
Molecular function (GO): protein binding
Source: RefSeq, a predicted model, not a curated record